CUUUUGCUGACCAAACCUACAAUCGUACAGCGCGUGCAGUCGUCUCUCAUUGAGGAUCGUGGAAUUUCCUCCAUCCUCUCUCUCUCUCUCAACUCUGUCCCUCUCCACUCGGCAUCGGCCACUCAACUCUGGAUCCACCCUGCACCCGGCAGGCAAGUCCACGGGCGUAUGGGAGGCAACCGCUAAUCAUACUUCUUCACUUUGCACUCUUCUCAUCACUUUGUCACAAACACACACUCUCUCCCAUCAUUUGAUCCACUUCCACUCCCCAUUCUCCGUCGUUCUCCAUCACCCUCCAAUCCCCCACUCCCCACUCCCCACUCCCCACUCCCCACUCCCCACUGUCCCACCAUCCACUAUCCACUCCCCACUCUCCACUAUUCGCUACCCACCACGCCAUGCCGCGCGACAUGGGUUACGGCUACGACCAGAAGCCCGACAUUCCACAACCCGGCCCCCCCUAUCCAUACAAUCCAGCCCUGUCCGUCGGCCCAUCCGCACCUUACUACUACCCCAGAACUGAUUUCGACUAUCGCUCAUACAAUCUAGACGAAGGCGUCGACGCCGCCACUGAUCGCCCGCCUCCCCUCAAGCGUGGCGAUGCGUGCUUGUACUGCCGCAAGCGUCGUAUCCGCUGCAGCGCGACAAAACCAUCAUGUCAUCACUGCACAAAGCUCAACCGCGAGUGCAUCUAUGACAUCGGAAAGCCCAUCAGUCGCGUCCGCAAGCUCGAGAACCGCAUCCAAGAGCUCGAACAUCAUCUCGCCGCCGCAAAUGCUGCCCUCGUCGAUGCCAACGGGCGCGCCGCCCACGCUCACGCUCAUGCCCACGCUCAAGCGCAGGCCCAGUCCCACGCUGCCCGACCACCUGUCCCCAUCGGCGCCGUCGACAUGAGCAAUGGCAUACAUAUGCCUUACAGCGCGCCUCCACAUCCCCAAGGCCCACCUGGUCCAACUGGUCCUCCGGGUCCUCCUGGUGGUGUUCCGGCAGUCCAACCUGAUGGACCUUCCCCACCUCCAAUACAGUCCUCAACAGCCUACUCCUUCCCUCCUGGCUCCAUCGAGCAGUCCACCGUCGACAUCACUAUGCUCGACAACUUCCAGCCCGCACCUGGCAUGCGUACAAUGGCCCCUCGCGUUGGGCAAAACGUUCCCACUUUUGCUCCGAUACAGCCAGUCCACGUCCCACCCAUUCCGGGACCGCAGCCGAGUCACCCAAUGCCCGCCCGGCCGCCACCCCACCAGCCACAACAGCCACAGCCAUCGCAGCCACAAAUGGCGUCACAGCCUCGCCCAAACGAUUUCGACUGGGACACGCUCGAUCCAGAGUUUAUGAGCAUGGUCAAUCAAAUGGGCGAAACCAGUACAUCUGCACCGCCGCAAUCCGUGCAGCAAUCACAGCGGUUCCCGCAAACUCCAUUUUCACAGUUUGGGUACUCACAGUCGGCGGCGGUCGGAGCACAUUCGGGGUCUCAAACCGAGACCACUACUGAUCGGUCCUCGCCGCCGCAAUCGGAGCAGCCUACAUCGUCUUACCAGCAGUACCACCACGGGGCAGUGUUGCACCCAGGAUCGGCUGCUGCCAGUUACGCACAGAUGCCAGUUGCGGCGCAGGACAUUACAGGCCGUGUGUCCGGUGCCUUCAUCGAGGAUGCCGAGGACGAGGAGAUGCCCGGCAACUCAUCGCUGCCACCAGAGUGGACCGACUUCGACCUCGUGGGGGGUUGGUACGACCCUAACGACCUGCCGAAGCAGGCGCGUGCAGAGCUUCUUGGACACUUCUUUUCGAACAAGAAGACCCGCCUCAGCCGGGGAUACCAUGUGCCACGGUUCAUGGCAUCGCUUGACAUGGCACCAAGCAAGCGUCCACACCCUUGUCUUGUCUACGCAAUGUAUGCACUUGUGGCUCGAUUCUCGCCGGCCCCAAAGCUCAAGCGUCUCGAGGACCAUUUCUAUCAAAUCGCCAAUGCGCAGCUCACAAAUGCCGUCAAGGCUGUCGACCGCCCGUUCGAUGCCACACGCGCUGCCACCAUCCUCACUGUCUACAACUUCAGUCAGGCGCACUACCAGGCAGCGACUAUGAUGCUAGGACAGGCCGCGAGGCUCGCCUUCUCUUGCGGGUUGCACCAGAUUCCGAGCUCGGUGUUCCAGCCCAGCCGCAUCCCCACGGACCCCAAUCGUGGGCGGCUGCUCGGUGUGAUGCGCUCGCGUGCGUGGCUCCUCUUCCCGCCCAAGGAUGCUAUCGAACUCGGCGAGCGUAUAUGGGCAUUCUGGAACAUAUACAUUGUUGAUAGGACAGGCGCGAUCGGAUCCCAGCAGCCGCCCUCUAUUCCGGACUAUGAGGUCCGCACACCUUUCCCGAAGCCUCUGUACGAGUACGAGCUCGGUCUCACCACGCACAAGGAUGAUUUCACGCUCAACUCGGUGGACGACGACGUGAAUCCGCCACCAGAGAUGCCCACUGACACGGACGCCUACUCCACGAUUCUCUACAUCCGCGCUCUAGCGUUACUAGAGCGCGCAAGCAAGCUCAUGUACCUGCCAGUGGAGCGCGACUCGCCAGUGUACGAUAACCUUACACCUUCUUCCAUGACGUCUGACAUGUCCGGGGCCGGCAACGCUCAUGACCAGCCGCGCAACCACACAAUGCCUGAGGUGGCUUCCGUCUCGCCCUCCUCGGACAUUGACGACUACUUGAGAUACCAGAACUAUGCGGCGGACAAUAUGACCAUGCGGCAGAUGGCUGCGGCUGCGACGGCCAAGAGCAGCAUGCGGUGUGCGCGCCUUCGCACGCCAAAGGCGUACGAAAAGGUGCGCAGAGCGUUGCUGCGCCUUGAGGCCGACCUUCCCCUAGAGCACCGUACGCAAUGGGACCAAUGGGACGGGCAUGUUGCAAUGUGGCUGUACGACAACCCUUCCAAGGAAUGGGUCACCGUUACUUUCUUGCGCGGGUGUGCGUGGAUGUUCCUCUUUGAUGUGUAUUCGUACCAGGCGGAGAACACGGAGGCUGUGGCAGUGGCGAGGCGCCUUGCGCAUACCAUCAAGGCCCUAUUCCCACAGGGACUAGCGGCCGACUUUGACGUGUUCAUUUCUAUCGUGUGGUUCUUUAUCAGCAACAUUCUUAUCCGCGAAGCGAAGCGCCUACAGGCCCUUGGAGACUCUGUGGGCGCAGCCGAGAUUGAGGCCGACUUCAACAUCGUCGUGGAGGCGCUCAAGGUAUACGGGAAGAGGCACGACAUUGCCAAGAUUCAAGUUAGUCGCGCUGAGAGCAUGCGCGAGGCGACGCUCGACGACAUGGAGUUUAUGAAGGGUGACGGGUAUGACAACGACCACCGCGGCAGAGUUGUUGUCGAUGGUAAGACGGUCGACUAGAAGUCUCUUUGGUGUCACGAUGCCGCCAUGCCUGAUAUAAGGGGCAUGCGUUGCAUGUGGAUUGUGGGCGCACGCGACGUUGGGUCGCGAGCUAUGACCGGGAGAUGCAUACAAGUAUAAUGUGUCGCGAA
Messenger RNA from Cutaneotrichosporon oleaginosum, 3502 nucleotides. RefSeq lists its product as uncharacterized. NCBI's taxonomy places the organism in Eukaryota, Fungi, Basidiomycota, Tremellomycetes, Trichosporonales, Trichosporonaceae. Gene Ontology annotation, cellular component: nucleus. The record is from RefSeq and is a predicted model, not a curated record. Gene Ontology annotation, biological process: DNA-templated transcription; regulation of DNA-templated transcription. Gene Ontology annotation, molecular function: DNA-binding transcription factor activity, RNA polymerase II-specific; zinc ion binding; DNA binding.